Caenorhabditis bovis is the source of this 1776-nucleotide messenger RNA. The record is from the annotation of a GenBank genome assembly. NCBI's taxonomy places the organism in Eukaryota, Metazoa, Nematoda, Chromadorea, Rhabditida, Rhabditidae.
AUGAAGCGCUCGGCAGAAGCUGAUGGUAGUUGUUCACCAUGCACUUCAUCUAAAAAAGGCAACUUUGACGAAUUCGAUUACGAUGAUUCGUCUCCACCGGUGCUGGUCGCCGAAUUUCCAUUUUCAGGAGAGCCGGUAGAAUCUUAUUGCUCAUCGAAUGUUUCGCAAGAAAACAAUGAGAUGAUGAAUGAGGAAAAGGAAUCAGUUCCUUUAACGAUUUUCGAUCUGUUGGGAAAAGCUCCAGAUGUCAAAGAGAAAGAGGAAACAGAAACGGUAGAAGUGGAUGAAGAAGCUGAUGAGGAAGCAAAAAUACGAGAAAAUGCAAUGAAGCUUUUCGAUGAAGCAAUGUCAUAUAAUAGAAGAAAUUCGCCUGUUUCAACCUUUGUCGCUCCGAUUUCAGCACCAUCGACAUCUACUACAGGUGCACGCACUUACAAGGUGACAUAUCAGCCUAGCAGCACGCCGACCUUCAAGUACAUGACUCCUCUUCCACCGAAAAAGGCUUUAGAGUCGAUUCAUCCGAAUGCUGAGGAGUAUACCAUUCAGAAAGACGUUGAACGCCUUCUGGCUGCUGCUACAAGAGUUUAUGGGCCGAAAGUUUGGACAGUAGAAGAGAAGAAAGAGUUCGAGAAGUUUUGCCGAUUGUUACGCAUGAAUGGUUAUCUCAAUGACAUGCAAAAAGAGGAGCUUCGCAAUUUCUACACCAAGGCUUAUAAUCUCACUGACGACUUUGGAACUAGAAGCACUGCAACCGCACUCAAGGAUGAAAAAGGAAUUUUGAUUGCGUCGAGAAAUCAGCUAAAAAAGCCUCAAGGACCGCGCUUUGGUGAGAAACCGAGGGAGCCGACAAUUUGGAGCAGCAAUGUGCCAAAAUUACUCCAAAAGGCGAACGCCUUAUACGGUGUUGAUAAGCAAUGGACAAUACAGGAGAUGGAAGAAUUCCAUAAGAUUUAUCUCAAAACGCGAAACAAGACCCAAUUGGGACCCGUGGAAGAGGAAGAGCUCAAGGCGUUUUAUCGCAAAGCCUACCAGUUAGAUAAACAAAAUUCCGAUGCUGAUGGUGAAAUAGAGGGAGUUGAAGGUGGUCCCUCAAAUAAAGCGACACUACCCACAACAGGAAAUUAUCUUAAUUAUACUUAUCAUAUUGGAGCGGUUAAGGUGUUUGAAGAUGUUUUUACUAGCGAUUCAAAUAUGAUACCAAUGAAACGACGCGGAAGACCGGUCAAAACUAGUCCGGAAACCGAUGAAAUAUUCCGGAAAUUGGAAGAAGAUCGCGACAAAUUGGAAGCUGAGCAGCGCGAGAGGAAUGUCACGAAAUUGCUGAACAGAAUCCGCGAUGUUCAUGGCUACGCGAAAGCAUGGUCGGCCGACGAGAAGAAGGAAUUUGAAAAGUUUUACACGAUAUUUCGCGAUCGGCAAAUGUUCACACAUGCGCAGAAGAAGGAGAUUGAUGCGUUUUUCCGGACAGCUUACUCGAACUUGAAAGGGCAGCCUAUUGCACAAGUUGCCACUCAACUUGAUGAUGAAAUGAAGCGGCAAGCGAAAAAAGAGUACUGGGCCGAGUAUAGGAAACAGUAUUAUAGAGCUAGAAAAGCAGCUGGACUUCUGCCAUACCGUAAAAAAGCUGAAGAGAAGCGUGAUCCACCACCUCAGAACGAAGAAGAGAAAAAAGCGCGAAAAGCGGCUUAUUUGAGAGAAUGGAGACAACGAAAAGCUGAGGAGAAACUUACACUCAAUACAACCCUGAAGACAUAUCUCAAAAGUUUAGCGAUCUGA